UCUGGAUCAGUGCGCAACUGGUUUAGCUGUUACAGACUAACACUCAGAGAUGAGACACUGAAAUACUUAAAUAUCUUUACUAAUAAUUUUUAUAUGAACUAUACUCAUAUAUCAACAUGAAGACACUCUCAGUACUCUUUAUCAUCUCUUUAUUCAUCAACGGUGUGUUUGGUGAUGAAGUGAAGUCAGUGUCAGUGAUGGAGGGAGAUUCUGUUACUCUACACACUGAUAUUACAGAAAUACAGAGAGAUCAUGUGAUAAAUUGGAGAUUUGAUGGGGUUCGCAUAGCUCAAAUCAACAAAGCGGCCAGUAUGGUGUUAUUAAAUGAUGAUGUACUUGAUGGGAGAUUCAAAGCUAGACUGGAUCUAAAUAGUCAAACUGGAGAUCUUACCAUCACAAACAUCACAACUAAAGACUCUGGAGUUUAUAAACUACAGAUCAGUGACAGCAGUAAGAGUAUAGAAAAGAUUUUCAAUGUUACUGGUCUGUUUGGUCAUAAAGAUAAAGGAAAGUCGGUGUCAGUGAUGGAAGAAGACUCUGUUACUCUAAACACCGAUGUUCCUGAUAUCAAGACAUAUAAUGUGAUACGGUGGAGAUUUCAACAUGAAAACUCUCCUCUAGCUGAACUUGACAGUAAUGCUGGUUUCUUCUUUACAUAUGAUGAUGUUCACAAUGGGAGAUUUAAAGGUAGACUGCAACUGGACCAUCAGACUGGAUCUCUCAUCAUCACAAACAUCAGAAACACAGAUUCUGGACUUUAUAAAGUAGAUAUCAGCAUUAGCAAUUAUACCAUACAUCAGUCAUUCACAGUUAAUGUCCGUGGUGGAGUGAAGUCAGUGUCAGUGAUGAUAGGAGAUUCAGUCACGCUGUACACUGAUGCUGAUAUUCACACUUAUGAUUUUAUCGAAUGGAUGUUUGGAGAUAAACGCUCACGAAUAGCUCAAAUAAAUAAACCAGAUGCACGCUUUGUUACGUAUGACGGUGAUGAUGGGAGAUUCAGAGACAGACUGAAUCUGAAUGAUCAGACUGGAUCUCUCACCAUAAGAAACACCAGAACUGAACACCGUGGAGUUUAUGAAGUAAAGAUCAGCAGUAAAAGACAUUCAUUACACAGAAGAUUCAUUCUGACUGUCACUGCAAUGGGUCUGUCUUUAGUCACUGUUGCGCAAGUUUGUGGUGCCUUCCUGCUUAUUAUUGUUGUAGCUGUUGCUGUGUUUUGGUAUUGCUUCAGGUCUCAUGGGAGAGUACCAAAUUUGGCUGUAAUAGAUAAGGAGAUGGAGGUGAUGGAGGGAGGUUCUGUUACUCUACACAAUGAUCUUACUCAAAUACUGAGUGAAACUCAUAUUAUAUGGAGCUUUGGAUUUAAAGAAGUCACCAUUGCUAAAAUAAAAAAAACAGGCAGCAAGUGUGUUGAUGAGAGAUUUAAAGACAAACUGACACUGAACCAACAGACUGGAGAUAUCACCAUCAAUGACAUCAGUAAUGAACAAUCUGGACUUUAUCAUCUAGAUAUCACCAAACGUAAAAAACUCUUGUCAAAGACAUUCAAUGUGAUUGUCAUCUGUAAAGAAAUAACAGUAAAUGCAGGAGAGUCUGUCACUUUAAAGACUUCUGUUACUGAAAUACAAAAAGAUGAGAAGAUCGAGUGGAUGUUUGGAAAUAAAGACACUGUCAUAGCUCAAAACAGUACCCUUAAUAGUACAUAUGAUGGUGAUAAUGGCAUAUUUAAAGAUAAACUGGAGCUGAAUCAUCAGACUGGAGAUCUCACCAUCAGUGACAUCAGACAAAGACACGCUGGUGUUUAUACACUAAAGACCGUCAUCAAUGGAAAUGUCUCUUUUAUGAGACUGCGUGUGACUGUCACAGAUAUGCCUGCACAGCAUUGUAAUGAAUUAAAACCUUUGAUAAAGAGUGAGACGUCCAGUAGCGGUGAUGUCUCAUGAUCAACAUUACAAACACAUUAUCUGUUACUGUUACUUGAAAUAUCACCAUCAUAGCGAUGA
Molecule: messenger RNA, 2003 nt
Organism: Paramisgurnus dabryanus
Lineage: Eukaryota; Metazoa; Chordata; Actinopteri; Cypriniformes; Cobitidae
Source: RefSeq, a predicted model, not a curated record